This is a messenger RNA of Trachymyrmex cornetzi, 1332 nucleotides long. RefSeq names its product RNA-directed DNA polymerase from mobile element jockey. Lineage: Eukaryota; Metazoa; Arthropoda; Insecta; Hymenoptera; Formicidae. The record is from RefSeq and is a predicted model, not a curated record. The coding region runs from base 1 to 1332 and encodes 443 amino acids. The transcript is spliced from 2 exons. Gene Ontology annotation, molecular function: catalytic activity.
AUGCCAAUCAGGAAAGAUAUAACUCAUCCAGGAGACCGAGAUUUAUGCACACUAGUAAGAGCGGAUAUCAAGUCUGAGCUCGUUGUCCUUCAGAAUACUGAACACCCAUCAGUAGAAUUCAACGUGGUCAGAAUUGAAUGCCUGACUUCCGAACCGGUGAUUAUCGUCAAUGUCUACCGACACCCCGGGCAAAGAACUCCCGCUUCCUUCUUCAGAUCUCUACUCAAUAGCCUGCAAGGUUACAAGAACCUUAUCAUCCUGGGAGAUCUCAAUGCUCAUCACCCGGCAUGGGGCUCUAGGACAUAUUCUAAUUCGGGAAGGACCCUUCACCAGAUCAUUGGAGAAUAUGACAUGUUCAUACUCAAUGAUAAAGCGCCAACCUUUGUGAGAACCUCAUCAGCCGCUACUUCAACUAUAGAUCUAGUUCUGGCGUCUCCCUCCUUGGCACCUCUGUGUAGCACCAAAACAAACUCCGAUACUCUCGGUAGUGACCACUUUCCCGUUAUCACGACAAUCGGUAUUCAAGCUUGCUUUAAAAAAAAAUUUUAUUAUAAAAUUCCAGUAUCUAAAGAAAUGUGUCAGGAUCUGUUUCGGAUCUUGCUCUCUACCACUAAGGAUCUUCCCGCUCAAGUUGGGGAUGAUUUAUUAGGUCGCUAUGACGCUUUUACUAACAAUAUCCUUGAGGCGGCCAGGAGCUUCCUCCCAGAGAGCAAGCGCCUCCCACGCACCUCUGUACAAAUAAAAAAAUUAGCAGAUCUCAUUCCACCUUGGUGGAAUGAGAUCUGCUCCAAAGCGGUUCGCGAUAGAAAGAAGGCCAUUAGAGAGUUCCUGUCCGCCCCCUCCGAGGAGAAUCAUCAAGAAUUUCGCAGGGCUCGCUUGAAUUGCGCCAGGGUACUCCUAGAACAAAAGAGAAGAGGAUGGCGCAACCUUGUGAAUGGUUUCAACGCAAGGACUCCUACCAGUCAGAUUUGGGCCUUGAUUAAAAGUUUCAAGAGGAGAGCGUCACAACAGGACUCCCCGCAGCAAGAACACACACGAAUUGCCUUGGAAGCUAUCUCUAAACUGUGUCCUCCGUCGUCCUUUUGCAAUAGAUCCAAAACCUUGACAGACAUGAAAUCGGAGGACGAGAAAAACACAAGUACACAUACUGGGCUGGACGACCCCCUGACCAUGAGCGAAUACCGGAGAGCAAAAAUCUCUUCCAGAAAAAACUCCGCGCCCAGACUGGACCAAAUUUGCUACGAGAUGCUGGAUCAACUGCCCAUGGAACACGAGACGUAUUUGUUAUCUAUGUUCAACGAAAUCUUUUCCCGGGGAACAUUUCCAGACUAA